Molecule: messenger RNA, 1962 nt
Organism: Papilio polytes (common Mormon)
Lineage: Eukaryota; Metazoa; Arthropoda; Insecta; Lepidoptera; Papilionidae
Product: facilitated trehalose transporter Tret1-2 homolog
Exons: 3
Coding region: 125-1570 (481 amino acids)
Biological process (GO): transmembrane transport
Cellular component (GO): membrane
Molecular function (GO): transmembrane transporter activity
Source: RefSeq, a predicted model, not a curated record
GCGUUUUAUGUGUUCCGUACAAUUAUCAUUUGAAAACAUAACUAUUGUAACUGGUUAUUCGAACUAACGAACCCUACGGAGAACUUAUAAGGGCGGUCAGUGAUAAAAUCGACAAGUUCGCAAAAUGCAUCGUUCACGGACUGUGCGCCAGUUAUUCAUUUUAAGUGGCCUCACAAUAUGCAGUAUAUCGGAUGGUUUUAUUUUCGGACAAAUGUCAGGAAUGGUGGACGAUUUGCGCGGGAAAGAAAACGGACUAUCGCUGAAUGAUGACGAUGUAUCAUGGAUAGCUUCAACUGUCAAUGCAACAUGCAUUGUAGGUUUUAUGUUAGCGGGAGUGGUAACGGAAAAAGUUGGGAGACGCCGAGCCAUCGCGUUCCUCAGUGUGCCCAUGAUUUUGACAUGGAUUAUGGUGUACUUUGCAAGUAAUUUCGCGACUUUUAUCGCAUCAAGAGUAAUCUUGGGCAUCAGCUAUGGAGGCGUGAUUCUAUUAACUUACGUAACGACUGCAGAAUACACGACAAUAAAACAAAGAGCCGUCUUUUUAACUAUUGUAACGGCUGUUGGUCCUUCGGUAGGUACAUCUGUAGGUCAUAUAUUAUCUAUUCUAAUGCAUUGGAGAACCGUUGCAUUAAUAGGCAUCAUUCCCACUGCAUUAUCGACCAUAUUACCUUUGUUUUGGGUGGAAAGUCCAUCGUGGUUAGCCUCCAGGGGACGGUUUGACGAAUGUGUGACUGCAUACAGAGAACUUCAUGGUCGCAAAGAGGUUACUGAAGUAGAAUUGAGAUUACUUGUUAAUUUCGAGAAAACAAAGCAAAAUGAUUUUACACCGAACAAAACAUUCUACUUGUCAGUAUUGGAGAAAAUAACAUCGGCGUUUAAGCAUUUAUAUUUUUGGAAGAUUACUUUGCUUGUAGCAGUUAUAUGUGUGUAUAGAGUGGCGGGAGGCAGGGUAUUGUACAACACUUUAGCAAUUACUAUGUUACAAGAAAUAACUGGGAAUCCCAACAUUUUAUUAUUUACUUUACUGGUCGAUGGAUUUAUUGUAACCGGGUCUAUUUUACCUUUGUAUCUCUUUAGAAAAAUGAAGACGAGAACCCUUUUAUUUUCAUUUGGGUUAACUUCUAAUUUCGCGCUAAUAGUGUUGAGUGCAUGCCUUUAUUAUAUUCCAAGAGAUAAUGUGUAUUUCGCAUGGGUUUGUUCCUCUCUUCUAGCGUUUUAUUUCAUAAUAGCAUAUGCUGGUCCUUACGCAGUGCUAGAAUUAUUGCUCGCCGAACUUUAUCCACUCGAACUUAAAUCUUUUUGUACUUUUUUCUUCGGUACAUUUGCUGGUUUUGCAACAUUUCUAAGUGUGAAAUUAGCUCCUAGAAUGUUUGCCUGUAUGGGUUAUCAUGGAGUGUUUUUAUUAAAUUCUUCAAUUGUAUUUUUAUGUUUGGGAUAUCUAUGGUUUUAUCUACCGGAAACAAAGGGUAGAACUUUGCAGGAAAUAGAGUUGUAUUUUAGAAAUGGUGAAUUUGAUAAUGAGACAGAUUUGAAAAUAGAACAAAAUGAAUGUGAUGAUCUUGUAGCUUAACCGUUUUUUUUUAUAUAAUGAAAGUGGCAAACGAGCGGCAACAUCACCGAGGGGUUCAACGACGCCCAUGGACAUCCGUAACACCACAGGAACUACAGAUAAGUUGCUGGCCGUUGAGGAAGUGAUAGGCUCGCUUCUUGUAGGACCCUAAGUCGUAUUGGUUUAGAAAUACAGCCGAGGACAGACCGUUCCACAAUGCGGCUGUGCGGGGCAGAAAGGUAUUAUGCUUCUUUGUAAUUCAUUUUGAAAUUAUUAGCGUAUAUAGCGUUAGAGCGUAUUGUAAGCGAAGUGUUAAAACAAGCAUACAAACACUCGAAAACCAUUAUCCUGUUUACCAGUCGGGUAAUGAUAAUAUAACCAGAUUUUAGCUAUCAACAAGUUAUGUAAAGAAA